Messenger RNA from Apus apus (common swift), 3408 nucleotides. It is a transcript of the gene SH3BGRL3, whose product is annotated as SH3 domain binding glutamate rich protein like 3. The record is from RefSeq and is a predicted model, not a curated record. Lineage: Eukaryota; Metazoa; Chordata; Aves; Apodiformes; Apodidae. Gene Ontology annotation, cellular component: cytoplasm.
UAAAGACUCAGGAGUCUAGAGCUCCUCCAACCCAAAACCUAUUCAGCACUUUACCAUCCCUUUGUUUGGGUACAAGAUAAUGUGACUUAACCAAUCUGUGAGAAAUCAGGGGGUUUUGUUGCCAGGAGUGUUUAGCUGCUGGCUGGUUAACUGGAAUCGUUCAGGGCUUCGGUGUCGGGCUUUGCAGUAGCUUUGAUCUUGUGGAAUGUGUUUAUGCUGUAUUUGCUGGAGCUGGUGUGGUCUCUGAAGCUGGGAGAUGAAUUCUGAAUUGCCUUCCAGGCAUGUCAAGUGCUGAACAUGCAAAUGUGACAGUUAAAAUCAUCACUAAAAGGAAAUGUAUGCCCUGGUCUUUCUGAUAAAUUCUCUGCGCAGAUCCUGUGGGACUAGUAAGACCAGAGGAUUAUCAGAGUGUUCAGGGAAUAUCUGGAGUUGAGAGGCAAACAGGUGUGUCAGUUAGAUCACUCCUAAUGGCUCCUCAGAUGCUGUGUGCACAGCUCUGGUCUGGAUGCUUGUGGAGCCAUUUGUGGGAGCAGAACCUUCUUUCUUCAGGUAAAAGCAUCUGGAGUCUUUCAGUAGUCAACAAGAGCUGGGGAAUAAAGCAAAACGAAAAGAUGACUCUGAAAAUGCUCCCCCUGAGCACUGUUACCCCACAAGCCUUAAGCCUUUUAUCCCCCCCCACCCAAAAUAGCACUCUGGGUGUGGGUGUGAUUCAGGCUGCAGAGGAAGUGGAUUGAUGCUCAAGUGCCUUAAUGUGCUAGAGAAACCUCCUGUCCCUAGGCUGCUCUGUGUCUAAUGCAUUUGCUGGCAGGGUGAGGAUCUGCUGUUUCUCCUGGCAGCCUUUAGAGCCAUCACAGACACAAUCCUGGAAUGUCUGGAGCCCUUUCCAGAGAGCUUCUGUGUCCCUGGAGAUCCUGCUGCAGGCCAGUGUGGGGGCAUCACUGCUUGGCUCUCUGCUUGGCAGGAAGAAAACCAUUGUGGUCCUAACCUGGCAGAUGGAACAGCUGGAUCUGAGAGCUCUUCCUGAUGCCCACAAGGCAGUGAGCACUGGGCUUGGUUGUAGCUCUGGCCCUCAUUCUCUGGGAGCUCCCUGCUCCUCUGCUCAGUAGUGGGAUUUCUAAAUAAAUGGUCGUGGGUGCAGUUCAGUGGAUCACAACCCUCCUUAACCUUAGGGACAACUUUACAGUGCUGAGUCUUUGCUUGUGACAACGCUGGUGCCAAGGUUGGAAUGUUUUUGGUUUGAGUCAACAGCAAGAGAAGAAGUUGGUAUUAUAACGGGGGAAAAUACUGCUGAAACUCUGGUUGCUCUUGGUUCCUGUUGGGGCUGCAAGCCCUAGGUUGGGGAGAAUGCUCGUUACUUGUUUGUGUUAAAUUUUAUGACCAAAUCUGUUUUGUGUUUAAUGUUUGGCCACCGUGGCUGAUGGUGGCAACAAAUUGGUUGGUUUGUUGUCCCUGCAUGGCAGGGGGAGAGAGUGCAGCAGUGUCAGCAGGGCAGCCAGCUGCCUGCCCUGUCCUUUCUGCAUCUGGUGUGUCACAGGUUUGGCUGUUUCUGUGUCCCAGGCUGCUGAUGCUGUGCACUGAGCUAAACGUGGGCCAAGGCUGUUUCUUGAAGUCGUUUCUGUGGCUGCUUGGAACUCAGGGGGAUGCAGAGCAGCAUGAGCUGGGAAAGCUGCUCGCUCUCUCUCUCUCUGGUUACAGGGUGCUGGUUUGUACCAUCUCCUUUCCCUGUGUUCCCUUUGGGGGCAGGAUGUGGUUCCCAGGUGUCCUGCUGGGAUAUGUGCCCUCUGCCCCUGCAGAGCUGGCUGCACUAAAAGGAUCAGGACUCAAACCCCGGGAGAAAUGUCCCCAUGCCACCUCCUGCAGCACUGCUCUGCCCAAGAUGGGGAUCCCAGCUGCUGUCCCUGUGCCUGCUGCUCUCCGUAUGGAGCAGCUCUUGGCCUUUUCCCUGCAGGGCACCCCAGCAGGACGGCAGGACCACAUCUCGCCCCUUCCCCUGCGCUCCCUUCGGCCUUGCGUGUGUUCCCCGCGUCGCGUCGGUCACGGUGUAUUUAUACCAGCCUCUAUCUCUUUGUACGGAGUGUUUGGAAUAUAAAAUAAAGCUGCUCUGCUCCACGGGUGCCCAGGGCCCGGCUCGGUGGCCGCAUGCCCGGGCCCGCCGGCCCCAUUGGUCCCCGCAGUCACAUGCCGAGCGGCGGGGCCGCCCGUUCCCUCCCUCCCUCCCUCCCUCCCUCCGAGCCUCGGGCCGGGCUGAGCGCAGGGAGCGGCCGCGGUCGCAGCAUGAGCACCCUCAAGGUCUACAGCACCUCGGUGACCGGAUCCCGGGAGAUCAAAUCCCAACAGAGUGAAGUCACCAGAAUCCUCGAUGGGAAAAACAUCAAGUACGAGCUGGUGGAUAUCUCCCAGGACAACGCUCUGCGAGAGGAGAUGAGGGCAAAGGCAGGCAACCCCAAAGCCAUCCCACCCCAGAUUGUCAAUGGAGACCACUACUGUGGGGAUUAUGAGCUCUUUGUGGAAGCUGUGGAGCAAAACACCCUGCAGGAGUUCCUGAAGCUGGCCUGAUCCCUGGCUUCCCUCCCCUCCUGGACUCUACCUGCAUUCCUGAGCACCCUCAUCUCCGACCACCUUCACUUCCAGGUUGUCAGCGCUCUCCUGACACCACCACCUGUAUCCCAACAUAGGGAAACCCAUGACCAAAACUACUCAUUGCAGUUGCUUCCAAUUCCCUCCUGCCUAACCCCUAGAUCAUCUCAGAGGGAUCCAAAGAAAUCCUGACCCUCACUGCACACAGCCUUUCAACGAAGCUGGACCUGACUCCCACCGCAGCUUCCAGUGCCUCUGUAAACAGCAAAUCCCCUGGGGCUGUGUGAAGUGCAGCCAUCCAGCCCUCUCUCUCUUCCACAGGGAGAGCUCCUGCUUCAGGAGGGAAGGGCUUCGGGUUGCAUGUUACUUCCCCACUUCUCCCAGUUGCUGUUAAAGUUGUCAGUCCUGCUGCCUCACUUCCUUUUGUUGUUACGAUUAUUUUUCUUCUUCAUCUCAACUGCAGAGGUGAUGGCGACUUAAGUUGAUUUUUCGUUUGUUGUGUUUUGAUGCAAAAAUACUGCACAAAGCUGGAGUCUGAGCACACAGAAGGCUGGUGUCCCUGGGCUGGCUGCCUGGGGGGAUGGAUGGGUCUGGAAGUGGGACCCGUGCUGCUCCAUCUGCCCUCCCCUGUGAUGUGGUGCUGGGGCUCCCUCGUGAGUGUUCAUGGCUCAGGGCUGCUCCAGAACAGCUGAUGCUCCAGCUGUCUUAUUUUUCCUCUUUUGAGUUGGCUUAUUUGCAACCUGGACCAAGUGCAUUUUGUUUUCCUGCCAAAAAAGCAAGUUUAUAACCAGUGUUGUCUUCCGAGAUGCUAUUAAAUGUUACUGUACCUUU